AUGGCCUUCUACGCCUCGGCCGGCGGGCCGCUUUCGCCGGGCUACAACGCCACCUCGGCCUGGGGAGGCAACGAUAACGCUGAAGAGGACCCUUGGGCACAGCCGUCGACCUCGACCUCGAACACCGCUGCUGCAGGUCCUAGCGUCGGAGCACCCGCCAACCCGUACGCUGCGCAGUCGCCGCCCGGCGGCCUCUCGCCGCAGCACCACAAUCCGCAGGCUUAUCAGAGCUCCUACUUUGGCAGUGGCUCGCCGCCGACUUCCAACGGCGCAGCGGACAGCCGCCAGAACGGAAGAGAUGCUACCGCUGCUGCAUCUGCGGCCCAACAGCCGGCCGGUGGAUAUGGACAGGCGGAACCUCAGCCUGCCUACGGUGCUCCAGCUGGCCAGUCUUUCCACCAAGCUUCGGGUUCCUCGGGUUCCUCGACAUCUGUCGCACCUCCACAGCCAUCGCACCAACACCUUCAGCAGCAGCAGCAGCAGCAGGCACCAGGACAGCAGCAGCCACCAGCGCCACAGGUCCAGCCGCCCCCGCAGCAACAGCAGCAGCAGUCGUCGUUCCCGUCCCAGGCCCAGUACCAGCAGUAUGCCCAGACCGCCCAGGCCCAGCCCGCAGCGUCCCGCUUCCAGUCUCAUACCCCCUCGACGCUGCUGCCCUCGGAGCCCGCGGGUCUUCACGGAGACCAGGGCAACGGCUACGGUGCGGCGCCGCGACAGCUCGCGCCUGGCUACCCGCUGCCGGCAUCCAACUACGCCGUACCGGCCUACUCGCCGUUUGCGCGCGUGGAUAGCCUCAACCAGCGCCGCGAGGCGCCCGAGGACAUGUACGGCGUGCCCGAGAACUUUCUCGAGGUCGAGGUGCGCAACCCCAUGACGCACGGCUACGGCCGCAAGAUGUACACCGACUACGAGAUUGUGACGCGCACAAACAUCCCUGCGUUCAAGAUCCGCUACUCGUCGGUGCGCCGGCGCUACUCGGACUUUGAGCACUUCCGCGACAUCCUCGAGCGCGAGUCGACGCGCGUCAACAUCCCGCCGCUGCCCGGCAAGGUGUUUACCAACCGCUUCACCGACGAGGUCAUCGAGUCGCGGCGCGAGGGCCUCGAGCGCUUCCUCCAGGUCGUCGCGGGCCACCCGCUCCUCCAGACCGGGAGCAAGGUCAUGGCCGCCUUUUUGCAGGACAGCGGAUGGAGCAAGGACCAGUGGAUGUAG
Molecule: messenger RNA, 1212 nt
Organism: Pseudozyma flocculosa PF-1
Lineage: Eukaryota; Fungi; Basidiomycota; Ustilaginomycetes; Ustilaginales; Ustilaginaceae
Exons: 1
Coding region: 1-1212 (403 amino acids)
Biological process (GO): endocytic recycling; late endosome to Golgi transport
Cellular component (GO): early endosome membrane; retromer complex
Molecular function (GO): phosphatidylinositol-3-phosphate binding
Source: RefSeq, a predicted model, not a curated record